GCCAUGAGCUCUGCCUUGUGGAGCCAGGAGAAGCCCAGUGGGGGCUUCAGGGAGGACUGGCGCUUCUACAUGGUCAUGAAGGAAUGCGCUGUGGAGAAGCCUGCCCAGAAGACCCUGAGGAUUCCUCGUGGCAGCCUUGGCCAGGCCUGCCAGGAGCGCAACAGCCUGGGACGACCACUUCCGCCAUGUAAGGGCAAGAAAAGUCUCCGGAUCCUGGACCAGACCAACGUGGUACUGAGCCUGGAUGAGCGGGACGUCUUGGAGCUGGAUGAGAAGUUGGCUGAGCUGCUGUUCCCCAUUACCAACUGUGAGGAGCGAUACGCUCUGCUGUACGACACGUCACGGCUGGAGCGAGUCCGAGACAUCGACUGUGGUUCUAAAGUGCGAGUCCAGCUGCGCUCGGGGGAUAAACCUCUGCCUGGUGUAGUCCGCUUCAAAGGCUCCCUGCUCCCUGACCGAGCCCUGUCUGGAAUUUGGUUUGGAGUGGAGCUGCUGGAGGAAGGUCGGGGCCAGGGAUUCACGGAGGGCUCCUACCAGGGCCGCCAGCUUUUCCGCUGCGAGGAUGAGUGCGGUGUGUUUGUGGCCCUGGACAAGCUGGAGCUCUGGGAGGAUGACGACGACGAAUCUUUGGGCCAGCUGGAGGUGGAACACGUCAGGCUGGUGGAAGACGAUCAGGAUUAUCCUCCUCUAGAGAUCAACUCUCGGGUUGUCGUGCAGACCAGAGAGGGACCUGAGAGAGGCACCAUCAUUUUCUGUGACCUGCUGCCGGGCAAUGAGAGCCUGGGCUACUAUGUGGGGGUUGACAUGGACAAUCCAAUCGGGGGUUGGGAUGGUGUGUUUGAAGGGAAGCUGCUGUGUAAUUUUGCCAGUUUGGAGCACACUCGACUUGUUCCCAUCUGUGACGUAAUGCCAGAAUACUCCAUGCAGGACCAAAGGCUGCAAAAGCACAGUUUUGCCCCCAGAGGCGGCAGUAGCGACAAGUUGUCCUCUGGCCAAAGCAAACCAAAGAUCAAAGUUGGAGAAGACCCCGCCAAGUCUCUUACUGAGACGCCCCCCGAGUUCAACCAGUCCUCUCCACCUUCCAGAGCCACACCCACUUCUUCUCUGUCCAAUGACAACAAGUUCCACUCGCUGCCAUUCAGCCUGAACCGUAAGACGGUGCCCAAUGAGAACAUUAGCCAAGGGCCCAUCUCCCUCUCCGUCCAGUCUGUGAUGGGAGAGCAGCCCGACCCUCCAACGCCUGUUGCUCCCCCCUCUCCGCGACCUCAGACUCCUCCUCGUGGACAGCCCGGUCUGGAGGUGGGCUCACUGGUGGAGGUGAAGGAAAAUCCCCCCUUGUGUGGUGUAAUCCGCUGGGUGGGUCUUCCUCCUGGCCUGCUGGAACCUUUAGCUGGCCUGGAGCUGGAAGAAGAGUGUCCCGGUUGCACAGAUGGUACCUUUAAAGGUACACGGUACUUCACCUGCCAACCCAAAAAGGCCCUGUUUGUGAAGCUCAAGUGCUGCCGGCCUGACUCUCGGUUCCCCUCCCUGCACCAUUCCUCCAACCCCAUUGAGCGCUGCAACUCCAUCGCAUUUGGAGGGUACCUGAGUGAGGUUGUGCAUGAGAACACGCCACCACGGACAGAAAACGAUGGUCUGGAUGUCAUGGUGGGGAAAAAGAAAGGCAUUCAGGGUCACUAUAAUUCCUGCUACCUGGAUUCAACCCUUUUCUGUCUUUUCUCCUUCAGUUCUGUUCUGGACACCGUUCUGCUGAGGCCACGAUCGAAAACCGAUGUAGAGUAUUACAGGGAGACUCAGGAGCUGCUACGCACAGAAAUAGUCAACCCACUGCGCAUACAUGGGUACGUUUGUGCCACCAAAGUGAUGAAGCUCAGGAGGAUCCUUGAAAAAGUGGAAGCCGCCUCUGGGUUUACCUCUGAAGAAAAAGAUCCUGAGGAGUUUCUUAAUAUCCUCUUUCAUCACAUACUGAGAGUGGACCCGUUGCUCAAGCUAAGGUCAGCGGGUCAGAAGGUCCAGGACUGUUACUUUUACCAGAUCUUCAUGGACAAGAAGGAUAAGGUUGGGGUCCCGACCAUCCAGCAGCUUCUGGAAUGGUCUUUCAUUACCAGCGACCUCAAGUUUGCUGAGGCUCCCUCCUGUCUUAUCAUCCAGAUGCCCCGCUUUGGCAAAGACUUCAAAAUGUUCAACAAGAUUUUUCCCUCCUUGGAGUUAGACAUCACAGACCUCCUUGAAGACACUCCAAGGGAAUGUCGUAUCUGCGGAGGCCUGGCUCUGUACGAGUGCAGAGACUGUUACGAGGACGGGGAUAUCACGGCCGGAAAAAUUAAACAGUUCUGUGAAAAGUGCAACACACAGGUUCAUCUCCACCCGAAGAGGAAAACCCAUCGACACAGCAAACUGUCCGUCCCAAAGGAGCUCCAGGAAGGUAUGGGACGUCAAGGCUCUUUUCCCCGCCAGAGGAUGGAGCUGUUCGCUGUGCUCUGCAUAGAAACCAGUCACUAUGUGGCCUUCGUCAAGUACGGCAGCGCAGAUUCUGCCUGGCUCUUCUUCGACAGCAUGGCUGAUCGUGAUGGAGGGCAAAAUGGUUUCAACAUACCACAGGUGUCUCCCUGUCCAGAGGUGGAGGCCUACCUGAAAAUGACUCCAGAGGAGCUGCACACCCUAGACCCCAAAAGCAUCCAGGGACAGGCGAGACGCCUGCUCUGCGACGCUUAUAUGUGCAUGUAUCAGAGCCCAACCAUGAGCCUGUACAAGUAGAGCUCUCUGCCCAAACCCAGCUGCCUCUCCUCAGCUCCUCUGCAUCUCCAUCUCCACUCCCUGAGGACAGCAGAUUCCCUGAAAGACCAAACAUUUUAAAGUAUGAACUAACCGAAGAGGAGCUGUCUGCCAGCAGGGGUGCCGUCCUGAGUAAUCGUCUCCACCUCUCUCCUCAGUGCCAGCCUUGUUGUUUGGUGGUUAGAGAUGGAAGAGAAUGGGAGAAGCCUAUUUGCACUGUGUAAUAGUCAAAGUGUUGUGUUCUUCACGUAGUCCUAUGUAGCUUUCCUGUCUCACAGCUGAGCAUCGGCAGUGGUUAACGAAGCAAAGGUAGGCUUUAUGUUGAUUCACUCCCUGCUCAGGAAGGAAGAAGAUGAUGACGGAGCAGGAGGCCACGUUGCGUUAUGGUGGCUGGCAGAAUAUGUGCAGCAAAAACAAAACAAGCUCAUGGGAGGGCCUUGAUCACCUCGUUUACCUUAAGAAAAGAGGAGUCGUGCUAUUCUUAAUCACUGUAAAAGAU
Messenger RNA from Nematolebias whitei (Rio pearlfish), 3274 nucleotides. RefSeq names its product cylindromatosis (turban tumor syndrome), a (gene cyld). NCBI's taxonomy places the organism in Eukaryota, Metazoa, Chordata, Actinopteri, Cyprinodontiformes, Rivulidae. Gene Ontology annotation, biological process: necroptotic process; positive regulation of extrinsic apoptotic signaling pathway; protein K63-linked deubiquitination. Gene Ontology annotation, molecular function: cysteine-type deubiquitinase activity; K63-linked deubiquitinase activity. The record is from RefSeq and is a predicted model, not a curated record. Gene Ontology annotation, cellular component: cytosol.